UUAUAAAUGCUAAGUACAGGAGUUACACCGCCUUCGUGUUAUCUACAGUUCUCUAUUGGACACGCAUGGAGGAGGGAGGCGUGAUACAGGAGAGAAGAAGGACUUUAUAUGAGGCUGUAUCUGGUUUCGGUGAAAGCCUGUAGAUUUCCUGUAUAGGCCCGAGCUGCAGAGUAUUCAACAAACAAGGUGGUGAAUAUAUGUCUGUAAAAUGUGUUUGUGCGCAGUAUAUUUUUUCAUGAAUAGUGAGGCAGUGUUGUUGGAUUUAAAUCAACUAUAUUUUUCCUUCUGAAGUGGAGGACGUGAAGACCUGUAAAGGUAAAAUGUCCAGAGUAAAGAGUAAGUCACACCAUGCUAGAAUUCAUUCUGAGCUGGUCGUACACAUUUCCUUGACAAAAAAUACUAAACCAAAUGACUUUAAACUUACCACCGCUGAUGACAGCGAGAGGGUUGGUCGUGGUCAUGAUGUCACCCUCCACUGUCACCUCUCCCCCAAAACCAGUGCAGUUGUCAUGACGAUCCGGUGGUUUAAGGGGGCAGAGUGCAUUUACCUGUAUAACAAUGGCCAGGUGACAGAGAGCGUUGGCUACGAGGGCAGAGUCAGUCUGAUGACGCCUGAGCUGGAGGGAGGCGACGUGUCCCUGAGGCUGAGAGACUUCAGGAGGUCAGACGUAGGGCGGUACAGAUGUCAGGUCGUCCACGGAGAACAGAAGGAGGAGGCUGCAGUGGGUUUAGAGGUUGCUAGUGGAUCACGAUUGGACUUUGCUAGGUUAUAUGGAGCGGCUUUGGGACAGGUCUCUGAAGUGGCCCAGCCAGAACCCGGACUUAAACCCGAUUCAACAUCUCUGCAGGGACCUGAAAAUAGCUGUGCCACGACGCUCCCCAUCCAACCUGACAGAGCUUGAGAGGAUCUGCAGAGAAGAAGAGGAGAAAGUCCCCAAAUACAGGUGUGCCAAGCUUGUAGCAUCAUACCCAAGAAGACUUGAGGCUGUAAUGGCUCCCAAAGGUGCUUCAACAAAGUACUGCGUAAAGGGUCUGAAUACUUAUGUAAAUGUGAUACUUCAGUUUUUUAUUUACAUUUUUAAUACAUUUGCUAAAAAUUCAAAUAACCUGUUUUUGCUUUGUCGUUAUGGGGUAUUGUGUGUAGAUUAAAUACAUUUUAGAAUAAGGCUGUAAUGUAACAGCAUUUUGAAAAAGUCAAGGGGUCUGAGUACUUUCUGAAUGGACUGUAAACCCAGCGAGUCAGAGAGGAGGAGAGACUACUGGAGGACACUACCAGAGAGGUGGAGAAGAGGAAGAGAGACUACUGGAGGACACUACCAGAGAGGUGGAGAAGAGGAAGAGAGACUACUGGAGGACACUACCAGAGAGGUGGAGAAGAGGAAGAGAGACUACUGGAGGACACUACCAGAGAGGUGGAGAAGAGGAAGAGAGACUACUGGAGGACACUACCAGAGAGGUGGAGAAGAGGAAGAGAGACUACUGGAGGACACUGCCAGAGAGGUGGAGAAGAGGAAGAGAGACUACUGGAGAACACUACCAGAGAGGUGGAGAAGAGGAAGAGAGACUACUGGAGGACACUGCCAGAGAGGUGGAGAAGAGGAAGAGAGACUACUGGAGGACACUACCAGAGAGGUGGAGAAGAGGAAGAGAGACUACUGGAGGACACUACCAGAGAGGUGGAGAAGAGGAAGAGAGACUACUGGAGGACACUACCAGAGAGGUGGAGAAGAGGAAGAGACAAGUGGAUGCACUGGGAAUGGACCUGCAGGACUCGAACAGCCAAGUAGAGAACUUCAGAGUCCAACUGCAGCGUCAUUCCCCCCUAAAACAAAAAAGGCACAAGAAAGAGGAUUUCUGACAACCACCAUCUCAGAUUGUUCUAAAAAUCCUUUCUGUAGUUAGAAACAGAUGAGAUGAGCAUUUCUGAAAAAUCAUUUUGUUGAAACAUAUUUUGAUCUCUGACCCCCAAUUGGCCAUUUUUAUUUAAAGUGUUCAUAUAACCUUCAAUAAAUAUUGUACCUCA
Molecule: messenger RNA, 2023 nt
Organism: Oncorhynchus nerka (sockeye salmon)
Lineage: Eukaryota; Metazoa; Chordata; Actinopteri; Salmoniformes; Salmonidae
Product: butyrophilin-like protein 2
Exons: 6
Coding region: 321-902 (193 amino acids)
Biological process (GO): regulation of cytokine production; T cell receptor signaling pathway
Cellular component (GO): external side of plasma membrane
Molecular function (GO): signaling receptor binding
Source: RefSeq, a predicted model, not a curated record